AUGAAGCAAAAGCAAGCAAGAAAAGACGUCGAAAUUCUCCAUUUUAUCUCUACUUUAUAUCUUUUGCGGACGGAUACAUGGCCUCAAUUUAAGCAAAACGAAUACUCUCUCAGGAUGAGCAAUAGCACUACUUUAUCGUCGACUCUGAGAAACCCGCACUAUCACCCACCCGCGUCGGAGAAAACGAGCAGAAAUCAUCAUCAUCAGACAACAACCGUUAAAUCGGUUUUAUGCGAAAAGCACAUGCUCGUCGCGAUAUUCGCCUUAUCCUCCAAUUUCCUCGUCACCAUGCUCAUCGUGGUCGUGAACAAACUGUUAUUCACGGAAACGAAGUUCCCAGUGAUCACGUUAUCCGCAGCGCACAUGAUCGUGUGCGUGAUAUUUACGACGAUGUGCAGCCGAUUGCAAAUAUUCGAGAGGAGGAAGAUGGACAACAAGAGCGUGAUGGCGCUGGUGGCAUUUUUACAAUCGUCGGCGAUAUGUCUCGGGCAAGCGAGUUUGAAGAUGAAUUCGGUGGCGUUUUUUCAACUGACGAAACAAAUGCAAGUACCUUUAGUCGCGAUGGUGGAGUAUUUCUUUUUAUCGAGGACGGUUUCGAGGGACAAGAUGUGUUUGCUCGCGAGCAUGGUUUUGGGGGUCUCGAUCGCGUGUUUCAACGACGUUCAGUUUACGAGUUUUGGGGCUGUUAUCGCGUUUGUUGGGGUGUGCGCGACGAGUGUAGAGGUGGUUUUAUACUCGUGGUUGCAACAAACGCAUAGGUGGGAGACGUUACAACUGUUGCAUCAAACGAUGCCGUUCGCCGCGAGCGGCUUAACGUUGGCGGCGGUAGAGGUGGAUUUUUUACAACCAAGAGGGAUGGGCGCGUAUAAUUUCCUCAAGAACUUUGCGAAUAUGUUUUACAUUGGGAACAACGAGGCAGUCAUAAACCCGGAACAAUUUGGCGAGGUUGGACGGAUGAAAGCGACAGAAUUGGCGGUGGACCAAUCGUUCUUUAACAUGUUCGAAAUGUCCUCCUACGCGUGCUUUCUGUUCUUGGUGAGUUGCGCGUUAGGUAUGGGCGUCAACGUCUCGUCCUGCUUCGUCGGUGGGAAAGCGAGCGCUUUAGCGUACGCCAUGUUAGGUUUGACCAAAACGAUUACGGUCAUCGCCAUCGGAGUCUUGUAUUUCGACGCGCCGCCGAGUUACCGCGUGGUUUUUGGAGGUUUAUUCGCCGUCGCCGCGAUUGUCGUCUACUCAGUCGUCACCUUGCGCGAGAAGCAACAGCAAAUGAUGAGUAACAUAAAUAGCAGCAGCAACAAUAACGGGGUAGAGAUCCCGGACGUUCUUCUGGACGAAAUCGAAGUAGGUAUUGAACCGGCGACGAUCAGCCCAAAAGUCAGUAAUUUCAACAGCCGAGGAGACGGAAGCGCAAAGAAGCACGGGUUUUAA
Molecule: messenger RNA, 1428 nt
Organism: Bathycoccus prasinos
Lineage: Eukaryota; Viridiplantae; Chlorophyta; Mamiellophyceae; Mamiellales; Bathycoccaceae
Exons: 1
Coding region: 1-1428 (475 amino acids)
Cellular component (GO): Golgi apparatus
Molecular function (GO): antiporter activity; nucleotide-sugar transmembrane transporter activity
Source: RefSeq, a predicted model, not a curated record